Molecule: messenger RNA, 798 nt
Organism: Humulus lupulus (European hop)
Lineage: Eukaryota; Viridiplantae; Streptophyta; Magnoliopsida; Rosales; Cannabaceae
Exons: 4
Coding region: 1-798 (265 amino acids)
Source: RefSeq, a predicted model, not a curated record
AUGGAUUCGCCAAAUUCUCUAAAUCCAUACGACAAUAUGAGUCUAGAGGAUAUCAUAAUUGCAGAGUUUAUUGACGAUCAUGAUGAUCAAUAUUUCAAAGCUUUCAUGGAUGGGGGUAGCUCAACAAGGCAAGGAAGAAGAAGAGCCCACAUUGAUAGGGGUCAUUCAGUAGAAGGGGCUUUCACCAUAUUAGAAGUGCACCGCUGCUAUGCGAAUGUUGGCAUCGGAGCGCCUGCCGAUUAUGUUGAUGAGUAUGUUCGAAUUUGUGAAACCACCACUAUUGAAUGUCUAGUCAAUUUCGUUCGGGGAGUGAAUGAUAUUUUUGGGAUCGAAUAUUUGAGACGGCCCAGUGCUGGGGACAUUCGUCGCUUACUUCAAAUGGGGGAGGUGUGUGGUUUUCCACACAUGUUGGGAAGCAUUGAUUGUAUGCAUUGGGAAUGGAAAAAUUGCCCAGUUGCAUGGAAAGGCCAAUUCACGCUAGGAUCCAAUAAUGAUCUCAACGUGUUAAAUCAAUCCCCAUUAUUCACUGAUAUCUUACAAGGGCAAGCUCCGAGAGUUGAGUUUAUGAUAAAUGGCACACAAUGCAUCAAGGGGUACUAUCUAGCAGAUGUUUCCUUUUCUGUGAACAACAAUAAUGCUUCCAUUCAAAUUCUGACUGGGUCCAACUACAAGAAGUGGAAACGAGAUGUGGAUUUUAGUUUGGGAAUCAUGGACUUGGAUCGAUGCAUGCGUGAGGAUCAACCCGCUGCUCCAACUGAUGCGAGCACUACUGCCCAGAGAACUCUCCAUGCACAAUGA